Molecule: messenger RNA, 3142 nt
Organism: Nematolebias whitei (Rio pearlfish)
Lineage: Eukaryota; Metazoa; Chordata; Actinopteri; Cyprinodontiformes; Rivulidae
Product: TSC22 domain family protein 2
Exons: 3
Coding region: 596-2695 (699 amino acids)
Biological process (GO): regulation of transcription by RNA polymerase II
Source: RefSeq, a predicted model, not a curated record
UCAGAAGUGACGGAAGGAGUGAGUUGUAGGCGCUGUUAAGAUUAACAUUUGUUUCAAACGUAGGAAAUAAAAGCUUUAUUUUUAUUUUCUAACCGGACAGCUUCAAAGUAAGUGUCGCCGACGAAAGACUCAAAGCCGGUGGAGUGAGUGGAGACGGUUUUGGGAAGAUGUCUCACAUACUUGUACCGACGUAGGGGGAGUGUGCGGCGUUGUAGCUAGCUCAGUAAGUAAAGGAUUGCGGGGCCUCCUCAGCCUGAAGUAGCGCCCACAGCUGGGCGAGACACUUCGCAACCAGGCCGGUGAACAAGCGGACAUCCAGUGUAUCAGCAGGCCGACCCGGGCUGAGUAAGGACUCGGAUUUAUCGGUGAGAAAAGCCGCAGUGCUGCUGGACGAGACGACACGAAGUGUGGCGUCGCUCGGUGAGCUCAUGAAACGCAACAGGAGACCGAGAGAGGAAGAGGAUGGCGCAGAUUCAUCUUGACUACAGUUAAGUAGGAAGAGGAAAACCGAUGCGAGUGUGCUCUUUAUAAUGAUCUGAGCUUUUACAAAGCUUCAAAACAGCUCGUAUCUUUUUGUUUUGUUUAAAUAUUUUUGAUGGAGGAUAAACUUGGACUCCCGCCGCCCAACAUGUCCAAGAUGCCGGCUAAGAAAAAGAGCUGCUUUCAGAUUACAAGCGUGACUCAGGCCCAGGUGGCGGCUGUCGGGGCCGCGGACGACUCCGAGAGUCUGGACGACCCGGACGAGUCGCGAACUGAGGACGUCUCGUCGGAGAUAUACGACGUGUCGCGGGCCGAGUACGAGCCGGCGUGUGACAGGAGUUCUUCGGAGGAAGCGCUGAAUAACGUCGGAGAGGCAGAGGUCAGCGCUGUGGCGCCCUCAAACGCACCUCAAGCAAGUCAGUCAGGGCUGGUAUGCAAUCCAGUCGGGGAUGUAAGGAAAACUGGAGUGUCUGGUUCCAGUCAAGGUGGUCAGAACUCGCCCACUGGUUCACCUCUGACCACUCAGCCUCAUGUGUCUGUGAGCACAUCCGCUGCAGCGACCAGCCCCGCUCCUGCUGCCACCUCCACAGUGAGCUGCUCUUCACGCUUCAGGGUCAUCAAACUGGAUCACGGUACUGGAGAACCUUUUCGAAGAGGCCGAUGGACUUGUACAGAGUUUUAUGAGAAAGAGUCUGAUCCCUUGCUUGGCGGUAGGACUGUAGAUAGUAUAAGACACCCCAGUGUCACCCAGGACCCCACUGCUGAUCGAGACAGUGGGCUUGGACCUUCAGUGGGUUCUGUAGUUUCCCCAGUAACACACACAAGUCCAGUCUUUGGCUCUAUGGCAGAGGUGUCUCACGCUUCCUCUCGUCUACAUUCAGCAGAGACACUACCGCAGCAGCAGGUCCUGCAUCAGAGCUACACCGCCCAGCAACAUGGAGUCGGCGCUUCAGCCACGCACACUUCUUUUUCCAGUAUCAAGUCCACAGCAGCGCCAGCUCCAUCAACAGUGGGGGUUCUUCAGCCGCACCUUGCACAGAACGUGCUUCCUGUUGGUCAGAAUGGCCUUCCCCACUCAGAUGUCCAUCUACAGAAAUCUCCCAUCAUGCCUCCAUUAUACCCACCCCAGCAGCAGGUUCCUCUGGGUCACCACAUGACCAGCCAGUCAACAGGAAUGAUGCAGACGGAGUACUAUCAGCAACAACAGUCUACACCAGUGCCAGCAGCACUGUCUGGUGUCCAGUCCCUCCCAGUGUCCAGCCUCUCUGCAGGGACUGUUGGACAAGCCCCUGCUCCGGCGUUGUCCCUAGCUUCUGGAGUAGCUUCGGUGCCAAGUCAAGUUGGAGACGUUUCCGUAGCACCAUUGGUCUCUGUAUCUGCUGGACAACCAGCUCUUGCUGCCUUGCAGCAGCAAACUGUAGGCAUCCUGGUUGCUGGAUCAGGUGUGCCCCUGCAGACUGCUGGUCAGUUUCCUUCCACAGGACUACCCCUUCCUUCUGGUGUGCAAAACGUGCCUGCUAUGGCAGUGGGUGCUAGUGUGCCCACAGCUGUGCUCAGUGCCUCCAGUGCAGCAAUGCCAAACGUGUCAACCUUCAGUUUGCCUCCUAGUCAGAUGCCUCACAGCAUAACUCCUGUGACUCGGGGGGUGCAGGGCCUUCCAGUGAUUGGAUUUGGACAGGCGGAGGGUGCUGGUGGUGGGAGGAAGUCAGAGGGACUCAUCGAUGCACAGUCUCCAGGCUCUGGGAGGGAAAUGGUGAAGCCCUUCAUGCCCGACACCUUGAAUCUCAACACCCCGACUGUCAACAGCCUCUUUGGAAUCCACAUACCUGUAGAUGGGGACGAGGACAGUGCCUCUGGAGCCAACAUCGUUGCCAUUGAUAAUAAAAUUGAACAAGCAAUGGACCUGGUGAAAAGCCAUCUGAUGUAUGCAGUGCGUGAGGAGGUGGAGGUCUUAAAGGAGCAGAUCAAGGAGCUGUUUGAGAGGAACUCUGUCCUGGAGAGAGAGAACGCCGUGCUCAAGUCUCUGGCCAACAGCGAGCAGCUGUCUCAGCUGUCCUCCCAGGCGCCCACCGCUGCCCCCGCCGCCACGCCGUCGCAGCAAGGACUCAGCCCCCCUCAGCUCCAGCAGCAGCACCCCAAGCCCCAGCAGCUCCAGACUCCUCAGCCCCAGACUCAGCUGGACGCCGGACAGCAACCCAACGUCACCUCGGCUUGAAGUGCACCUGCCCUGCUGUGCACAGGACAGAAAACCAACAGGAGAGGAGCAUCUUGUACAACUUGUCAUAAUUGGUGUCUGUGAAAUUAAAAAGAAGAAAAAAACUUGUCCUUAGCCACCAGCUUGACCACAGAGUACAAUGUGUGUGUGUGUGUGUGUGUGUGCGUGUGCGUGUGUGUAAGAGUGAGGGAGACUGAGCAGUGUGUGUGUGCAUCUGUACCGUGGGCCUUUCCAGUGUUAAUGCAAUCAUAGAGAGUGACAGAGAACUUGGAGGAAGUGUGGAGGAGAGAAGGAGCUUCUGGGUGAGUUGGUGGGAGGAGUGGGGCGUUGGUUUGAUUUAUUUUUUUUGGUGAUGCCAUCUAUUCUAAACAACCCGAGCUGAACCAAGCUUCACAAUCUGACCUGAGACCUGCUGAAACGGGCUGCAGACAGUUCUGAGUGUAACGG